Molecule: messenger RNA, 1422 nt
Organism: Lolium perenne
Lineage: Eukaryota; Viridiplantae; Streptophyta; Magnoliopsida; Poales; Poaceae
Source: RefSeq, a predicted model, not a curated record
AUGGCGCAACUUCUGCGCCUUAAGAUGGAAGACCGUGAGGUAGCCCGUGCAGAGCGCCAAGCUAACCUUGCUACCCUUCAGCACCUCACUCAGCUUGCUACCGGAAAUGCCAACAACAAUAAUGGCGGGAACGGGAAUGGAGACCCCCGCUCUAAGCUGAAAGAUUUCCAGAGCACCAAACCUCCUGUUUUCUCCAAGUGCACUGAACCCCUCGACACCGAUGAUUGGCUUCGCACUAUUGAGAACAACCUGGAGGUCGCCGGAGUCGGCAACGAUGAGAAGGUGUUGUUCGCCACUCACUUUCUUUCCAGACCUGCACGCGCUUGGUGGGAAAAUGUCAAGGCUAUUCAAGUUGAAGGACACGUCAUCAACUGGGAAGAAUUCAAGGCCAAGUUCCGCAAGACCCACAUUCCAUCUGGACUGAUCAGGCUCAUGAAGGACAAGUUCAUGAAUCUGAGGCAAGGAAGCAUGUCUAGUAUCUUGGUGGCUGUUCCAUACCCAGACCUUGAGUCACUGGUAGAUGCCUCUAUAAUGGUUGAGAGCAAGCGCAAGAAUGCGUUUGAGAACCGCAAGCGCAAGGCGAUGCUGCAGCAAGGCAGCUCCAGCACUCAGCGACCCCGUAGUUUCCCUCCACCAAGGUCGUCGCCCCAGCAGCAGAAGGCACCACCCCCUGCACCUUGCCCCAACAACCCCAAUCGCAACUACAACCCUCAGCAUUCUGGAGGAAGCAACUUCAACCCCAACUACAACCGCCAGAACAACACUGUCAGCAUCCCCACCAAUGGAUGCUAUACCUGCGGACAGCCGGGUCAUUUCUCCAAGGAGUGUCCCAACAGGGUGAACACUGCACAGCGCCCCAAUGCGCCCAAGCCAAAUCAGGGACAAGCUCGCACUGCUGCCGGAAGGAACCAGAACCAAAAGAAGUCAGCAGGACCAUCCAGAGGUCACCUGAACCAUGUCAAUGCUGAAGAAGCACAGGAAGCUCUGGAUAUUGUUUUGGGUACGUUCCCUGUCAACUCAGUACCCUCCACUGUCUUGUUUGAUUCCGGAGCAUCGCACUCGUUUGUCACUAAGCCGUUCGCUAGAAAGAGUGGGUUCAAACCUACCAUCAUGCAACGGCCUAUGUUAGUCCAAAUUCCGGGAGCCUCCACCAAAACGGAUCUACCCUGCAAGGAUGUUCCCAUAGAUAUUCAGGGAAAGCGUUUUCACACGGAUCUGAUCGUAUUAGGAGAGCAAGGCUUAGAAGUUAUCCUCGGGAUGAAUUGGAUGGUGAAGUAUAAGGGUCACAUCGACUGUGUUCGCCGAGCCAUAACCCUGACUGCUGAGGAUGGUGAAGUAGUUGAGCAUGUGGUGACCAUGCCUUCAUCGAAGGCCUUAUGCAAGAAGAGUGUCGUCAGUCCAGCCCUGCAUGAAGUAGCAUAG